AUGACCACCUGGGCGAACCCUGUGACCGUUUCACCUAUCUGCCCUCGCGAUCGGACCCGCAGCAAAUCCCAGCACAAACCUUCUGCACACGACACCGCGCGCGGAUCCGACACGCACACACGCGGCAAAAGUAGCCACCAAGGCGUGGGACAGUACUCCCGAUCUGCCCCCCAACACUCGGCCCCGGAGGAACGCAUACCCCAGGCCUGGCAACUACCCCUUCAGCGUCACCCGGCCCAGGCACCUAGACCCACCGCCGAUCUCAGUCUAUACCUACGUCGUGAGCUCUCCACCUACGUGGAUCAACGCAUCGUAACAGCCACGGCCCCACUACGUCAAGAGGUUGAAUCCUUACGGGCUGACAAAGAAGCUCUAGCAGCCCUUGUCUCUGCUUCCAGCACUGCAUUCUCCACCCUCGAUGCGCGCCUACUCGAAGAACGACGCCUCCGUGAAGCCGCCGAACUACUACAGGCAGAGGACAACAAAUCACGCACCGAGGCCCAAAUCCGCUUACACACAGCUAUAGCGCAACACGAGGCACAACAGGCCGCACUAGCUGAGCGCCUACCCUUCCUUGAAUCCAGCGUACACACCCUCCUGCAAGCGAUGCAAUCCGUUUCCUCCCAAAUGACUGCACUGGCAGGCCUUGGGCCCCUACCUGCCAAUCCCUCCCCAACUGCUCCUAUGCCAGCCGACCCGACACCCCCUCCUGCUGCCGACAACGCCGAACCAUCGGCCCUUAGCCCAAGCCCCAAUGCCAACAUGGUGGCAGACUUUGAUGAACCCAUGGAGUCAAACUAA
Molecule: messenger RNA, 801 nt
Organism: Aphanomyces astaci
Lineage: Eukaryota; Oomycota; Saprolegniomycetes; Saprolegniales; Verrucalvaceae
Exons: 1
Coding region: 1-801 (266 amino acids)
Source: RefSeq, a predicted model, not a curated record